AUGAGUUUGGGGGUGGCGGAGGAUGAUUCAAGAAUUGAAAUACAUCUUCCUGCUGACAUUGAUUGGGAGAUGCUGGAUAAAUCCAAGUUCUUCUUCCUUGGUGCUGGUUUGUUUUCCGGUGUUUCCGGCAUGUUAUACCCGGCUGUUGUGUUGAAAACACGCCAACAAGUUCUCCUGAAACACAUGCCUUGCUUCAAGAUGGCGGUUUCGAUUCUAAGGCAUGAGGGUUUUAGGGCAUUAUAUAGAGGGUUCGGGACUUCUUUAAUGGGUACUAUUCCGGCAAGAGCUCUUUACAUGGGUGCCUUGGAAGUGACCAAGAGUAAUCUUAGUUGUACCACUGUAAAAAUGGGGUUUUCGGAGGUCAAAGCGGCUGCCAUUGCGAAUGCUGCAGCUGGGUUAACUGCAGCCAUGGCGGCUCAGUUGGUUUGGACCCCGAUCGAUGUGGUGAGCCAGAGAUUAAUGGUCCAAGGUGGAAAGGGUGGUGCAGCCAUAUACAAUGGUGGCAUUGAUGCUUUUAAGAGGAUAAUUCAAAGAGAUGGUGUUAGGGGAUUGUAUAAGGGUUUCGGGAUUUCAAUCUUGACAUAUGCUCCUUCCAACGCAGUGUGGUGGGCUUCUUACUCCAUGGCGUAUCGAUCCAUUUGGGGUGGUAUUCGUUCUCAUAGUUUCAAGAAAGAAGAAAAUGUUGGUGGUGGUGGGUUUAAGGCGGAUUCAAUGGCGGUGGUGGCGGUGCAGGGUGUGAGUGCAACCAUAGCUAGCGGGCUUUCGGCAUUGGUUACAAUGCCAUUGGAUACAAUCAAAACGAGAUUGCAAGUUUUAGAAGGAUCCGAUGGUGGUGAUAAAAGUGUUGGUCGGACUGUAAGGAAUUUGGUGAAAGAAGGUGGAUUGAGUGCUUGUUAUCGAGGGUUGGGGCCAAGAUGGGCAUCAAUGUCACUUUCUGCAACUACAACCAUCACCACCUAUGAGUAUCUCAAGAGGAUGUCUACUAAUUAACAACCAACAUAAUUUGUAGGGUUUCCUGCAGAGAGUCGAGGGUGAAAUAGAGAUAAACAAUCAAAGCUACAAAAUUAC
This is a messenger RNA of Cynara cardunculus var. scolymus (artichoke), 1068 nucleotides long. RefSeq names its product solute carrier family 25 member 44-like. The coding region runs from base 1 to 990 and encodes 329 amino acids. The record is from RefSeq and is a predicted model, not a curated record. Gene Ontology annotation, biological process: transmembrane transport. NCBI's taxonomy places the organism in Eukaryota, Viridiplantae, Streptophyta, Magnoliopsida, Asterales, Asteraceae. The transcript has a single exon.